Bradysia coprophila is the source of this 1758-nucleotide messenger RNA. RefSeq lists its product as uncharacterized. Gene Ontology annotation, molecular function: transmembrane transporter activity. Gene Ontology annotation, cellular component: membrane. NCBI's taxonomy places the organism in Eukaryota, Metazoa, Arthropoda, Insecta, Diptera, Sciaridae. Gene Ontology annotation, biological process: transmembrane transport; monoatomic anion transport. The record is from RefSeq and is a predicted model, not a curated record.
UUGUGGUGUGAUCCAACUGCGUAUGUGUUUUAAAAAGACGAAGACUUUUUAUUCGAAACACUGAGUUUAAACGAGACACACAGACCGGUGGUGUUGCGAUUGUUGGAAGUAAUUUAUUGUGAUUUACUGUGUUUUUUUAUUUGGAUAUCGUUCGGAAAAUCGGUGGAUAUAUGCUAAGGUUCGUCACAGGUCGAAGAUUUUGAUAAACUGAUACAAUCCACCUUCACUUGAAUUUGAGCUCAUUGUGAACAUGUUCGUAAACUUGUCUGCCAAAAUUCCACUGAGGUUUAUAGUUUUUGGUAUAUUGUGCGUGGCCAGCAUGGUGUCCUUUAUCAGUCGUGGAAGUAUGUCGAUUGUAAUUCUGGCGAUGACAAAACCUCUCAACGCUUCGAUAGAACUACCAAAUUAUGGAAAACGGUAUGACUGGUCUGCGUAUGAACAGAGUUUAGUGAUUGGAUCAUAUUUUUGGGGAUACAUUUGGAUAACACUUUUGUCUGGCAUAUUUGCUGAAAAAUAUGGACCGAAGAAAAUUGCUGGCUAUAGUUUUGUCAUUGGAUCCGUAUUAUCUGCAUUGGUACCCAUGGUUGCAGAGUAUGUCUGGAUGGUAGUCAGUAUACGUUGUCUUAUUGGUCUCGCAAUGGGUGCGAUUUCACCGGCGCUACAAGCGGCAAUUUCAAAUUGGGCACCGCCAGAUGAACUGGGGAAAUUUCAGUCUGUUUACAUGGCCGGUGGAAUUGGUCUUGUAAUAGACUGGUGCAUGUCGGGAUUCAUAAUCAAACACUUGGGCUGGACGUAUUCAUUUUACAUCACCUCGGCACUGUUAGGAUUGUUCGCGAUUGUAUGGUUUUUAAUUAUGUAUGAUUCUCCCAGCGAUCAUCCGAAAAUAUCGACUGCGGAAAAGGAUUACAUUUUAAGUAGAUUGAACGCAACACCCACCAAAUCUAAGCCAUGGCCGCCUUUUAAAUCGAUUUUAUUAUCCGUACCGGUUUGGGCAUUGGUUUUCUUUCACUUUGGCAACAUAUAUCCGAUGUACGUUUUCAUAACAUCCGUUCCGAAGUAUUUUAGUGACGUUCAUCAAUUAAACAUAGCCACUGUAGGCAUAUUGAGCAGUAUUCCACAAUUAUUAAGAUUUCCUUUCUCUCUGUUAUUUGGAGCAUUUGGAGAUUAUGUGCUUAAAAAGGAGAUGAUGAGCAUAUUGAUGGCAAGAAAAUUAUUUUCGAUAAUAACUCAUUUUCUGCCCUCUGCAUUUUUAAUCGCUUUGCCAUUCUUUGCCGAUCAACCGUUUAUUUGUGUUGCACUUAUGACAAUAUCACUCGGUUUUAGUAGUGCCAUUUCCAUCACAUCCAUAGGGAAUACUUACGAUCUAUCGCCGAAUUUUGCAACAACUAUUUUUAGCUGGAUGCAGUCUAUUGGAUUAACGACAGGAUUUAUAGUGCCACUGGUUGUAACGCAUUUCACCAAAGAAAGGAGUUCCAACGAGGAGUGGGGCUAUGUAUUUGUUGUGAGCGCUGUCGUAUCGGUUAUUGGUGCUAUCAUAUUCAUUAUGUUUGGUAGUGGGGAAGUACAAAAGUGGAACAGUGUGGAAGUUAUAAAAGAAGCGCCGAUAGAUGUAAAAGAUGUGCCGAAAAUUGAAAUUUUUCGCAAAGUAGAAUCGUGAAAUUAUUACAACCAACUCUGAUUAAAAACAAGUUGUGAUAAGUAAAAAUAUUGAUAUUUAAGUGAUGCAAAUAUAUGCAUUGAGCUAUUAAAAUGAAACUA